AUAAAAAAACUGUCAUAAACUACUUGAAUCGAAUAAUCUUCAUGAAUAUAAAAAACCAAAAGUGAAAUGAACAAAUUUGUUGAGAAACCCAAUAUUGCCACAUCCACUAUCUGAUUAGAGAAUAAACAAUAGCAACUCUGUUUUUGAGAAAGCGGCAAACUUAACUGAAAACAAUACUGCUAUGGAACACGUCAGGUAUUUCGGCCGCUGUCAUUUAACUCAUAGAUAUCAGUUGGUAUAAAAGUUGGGAAAGUUCUAGGAUUUUUUAAGUGUAAUCUACCAUAUUUUGAGAUUUUCAAUCUUGAAUAUUUCAAUAUAAAGCAUUAAAAGAUUGUUACCUAGCUGGUGGAAAACUUAAGAAUAUACAGUAUUUUUUAUUACUGAGUAUACGAAAGCACCGGCAAGAACAUGUUAGCCAACACAAGUAUCAAUCAUGAUACUGCACGCCGACAGCGGAGUACCACGUCAUUAACAUGUAUUUUACGCUUAUUUACAACCGCCUACCUGCUGAUAUUGGCUAGCAGACACAUAUCUGGCAUAAAUGCUGCGGCUGUAAUGUCUGUGGAUCUAGGUACAGAAUGGAUGAAAGUUGGUGUAGUUUCACCCGGCGUACCAAUGGAAAUAGCGCUUAAUAAAGAAUCGAAACGUAAAACACCUGCUUUAUUAGCAUUUCGGGAUGGUUUGCGCACAUUUGGUGAAGAUGGUGUGACUGUCGGCAUACGUGAACCAGCUGCUGCUUAUGGUUAUUUACUCGACUUGUUGGGCAAGACAAUAGAAAACCCAAUUGUUGAUUUGUACAGGAAACGUUUCCCUUAUUAUGAAAUAAUUGAGGAUCCCAAGCGCAACACAGUAAUUUUUAGAAAAAGUGAUUCGGAGCAGUUUUCUGUUGAAGAAUUAAUUGCGCAAAUACUAGUUAAAGCUAAAGAGUUCGCACAGGAAUCCACUUUGCAGCAUAUAACCGAAUGCGUUCUUACUGUCCCCGGGUAUUUUGGACAGGCCGAACGUGAGGCUUUGUUGACUGCUGCCGAAUUGGCUAAUCUGAAAGUUUUGCAAUUGAUCAAUGACUAUACUGCAGUUGCUCUUAACUAUGGAGUAUUUCAUCGAGCAGAGAUUAAUGAGACUGCGCAAUAUUUUGUUUUUUAUGACAUGGGGGCGUACAAAACAUCGGCAGCCGUAGUCAGUUAUCAGUUAAUGAAAGACAAAGUAACAAAAGAAACGAAUCCGGUUAUUCAGGUGUUAGGUGUGGGUUACGAUCGAACUUUGGGUGGUUUAGAGCUUCAACUUCGUCUUCGUGACUAUUUAGCUGCUGAAUUCAAUGCCAUGAAGAAAACUAAGACUGAUGUCACCAACAACCCUCGUGCACUUGCCAAACUAUUCAAAGAAGCGGGCCGUGUUAAGAAUGUACUUUCAGCGAAUAAUGAUCAUUUUGCUCAAAUAGAGAAUUUACUGGAAGAUCUAGAUUUCAAACUGCAAGUAACUCGUGAAAAAUUAGAGGAACUCGGUGCAGAUUUAUGGCCAAGAGUUGUAAAGCCACUUGAACAAGCUCUUUCCGCCUCUGGACUUUCAUUGGAUACUAUUUCCCAAGUUAUAAUUUUUGGUGGUGGUACACGUGUACCCAAAGUUCAAGAAAUCCUAAAGCAAGCCAUUAAACAAGAAUUGGGUAAGAGCUUGAAUGCUGACGAGGCAGCUACUAUGGGCGCAGUAUACAAAGCUGCAGAUUUAGCAACUGGAUUCAAAGUAAAAAAAUUCGUUGUGAAGGACGCUGUUAUAUUUCCAAUUCAAGUUACUUUCGAACGCGAUCCUGGUGAUGGCAGUGCAGUUCGUCAAGUAAAGCGUGUACUCUUUAGCCAAAUGAACUCUUAUCCGCAGAAAAAAGUUAUUACUUUCAACAAGCACACCGAAGAUUUUGACUUUAAUGUUCAUUAUGGCGACUUAAGUCAUUUGUCUGCCCAAGAAAUUUCCUAUAUUGGUUCUUUAAACAUAUCUCGCGUGGAAUUAGAAAGAGUGAAGGAAUUGAUUGAGAAAAACCAAAAUGAAAUGAUCGAAUCUAAGGGUAUUAAGGCUUACUUUACCUUAGAUGAUUCAGGCAUAUUUCAUUGUGCUGGUGUGGAAUACGUUUAUGAGAAACAAAAGGAAGACGAAGGAACAUUAGCUAAGCUUGGCAGCACCAUAAGCAAACUUUUCUCAAAAGAUGAUGCAAAAGACACCGAAAAUAGUGUGAGCGAAGAUACUGAGAAAAUAGAUCCUACAAAGUCUGAAGGUGAAACAGCUGAGAAGAAAGAUGAAAAAGAUAUUAAAAGCACCAAUAAAACUGAGGAAACUAAAUUAGGCGACGAAAAAGACAAAAGUUUUAAAAAUGCCACCAUUAAAUUAGUUACGAUUAAAGAGCCGGUGUCACAUAAAAUAACACAACUCAUCACUAUCCCCCUAACAGGUGAAGCAUAUGAAAAAUCUGUAGAAAAAUUGUCGUCCAUUAAUGCCGCGGAAUCCAUACGCAAUCGCCUAGAGUCUUCUUUGAAUGCUCUUGAAUCACAUGUAAUUGAAAUACAACAAAAAUUAGAUGAAGAAGAGUAUUCUUCUUGUGCUUCAUCAGAAGAAAAAGAAAAAAUUCUUGAAUUGUGCUCUACAAUAUCCGAUUGGCUUUAUGAGGAUCAUGAAAACCCUACGCCUGAAAUGUAUGAGGAACGUUUAAAAGAAUUGAAAAAACUUACAAAUGUCUUCUUUUCACGUCAUUGGGAACACUCAGAACGUCCAGAAGCAUUGAAGGCACUGGACGGUAUGAUUGAUGGCGCAAAGAAAUUUCUUGACAAUGCUAAAAAUUUAACCAAAGAAUCAAACCCUGAAAAAGAUGUAUUCACACAAGUCGAAAUCGAAACACUCAGCAAAGUAAUAGGUGAAACCAGUGACUGGAAAAAGUCUGAAAACAAGGCUCAACAGCAACUACAACGCCACGAUGAAGUUCGCUUGACAGUUAAAGACAUAACUGAUAAAAUGUCCCUACUUGACCGUGAGGUAAAAUAUAUGGUUAACAAACUAAAGAUCUGGAAGCCUAAAGUAAAGCCAAGUAAAAAACCUAAAAAGGACAACAAAACUGAAACCAACGAGACAAGUGGUGAAGAGGAGAGUGCGUCUGAUGCCAAUAAUGAGGAACAAACUAAAGAGGAAGGACCUGAAUCUGAAAACACAGUAAAUGAGAAAGAAGGUUAUACCGAAGAUAAGGAAGAUAAGACAAGACAAAAGCCGUCAAAUACGGAAGAACACACUCCGCGCUCCGAUUUGUAAGAGUUUGAGAACUGAACAGUAUGUGAUAGUUCAUAUAUUACCGUUUGCAGGUCUAAUAGUGCUAAGUGAAUGACUGCAUGAAACUCAAAAACUUUUUAGUAAACAGCUAUUCACUUCACAAAUUAUUAUAAAGAAAACAAAAAGUAAGCCUUUUCCAUUCCACCCCAAAUCCGUUUAAAAUGUCAAAAUUGACGUCUCUCUAAAGCUAAGCUAGAUUGUUUACGUAUUUCUAAAAUGUAUCUUAAAUUACUACUCUCAGAACUCAUUUAUCACUGCAGAUAACACUAAGAGAUAGGUAUCCGUGCCCUAAACUUUUUUUAUAUGCAAAAAGGGUCUGCAUUUUAAAACAUAAAAAGCACACUUAGUUUAAUUUUUAUAUUCUACAACAGAUAUUGUUCUUGCUAUGUAUCUAAUUUAUUAUAAAAGUAAUGUUCAGAAAGUGAAAAAUAUAUGUCUGAAUAUGUACGAAUCUUUUAGACCAUUCUGUAAUUUGAAUUACAAUAAUUUAUUUUGGAUUAUAAGUUUAUAGCAACAAAUUUAAAAAUAUGUGUACAAAAAGAUAAAUAUGCAAUUUUAAUUUAAACGAUUUGAAAGGUCUUUUUCAUAAUUUGAUUCGAAAAACAUCCAGAUCAAUAUGCAUGCAUGUCUCCCUGUUGUUGUUCAAAUGUAUUUAUGGAAAACACUUAUAACUCCCAUACAAUUGUUACCGAAUUUAUUAUGUUUUAAAUAUUUUCGAAAGCAAAGUAGAUUUUUUGAUAAAAACAAUUGUCAACUUUUAAAACAUUUGAGCCGCAUUUUAAAGUUUGUCGCAGGGGCAACCCUGUCAAUUGGUUUAAAAAUUGUGUGCUAUUACAAAAAAUAAAUCAAGUUUCGUGAUAA
Bactrocera oleae (olive fruit fly) is the source of this 4161-nucleotide messenger RNA. RefSeq names its product Grp170 co-chaperone (gene Grp170). Gene Ontology annotation, molecular function: ATP-dependent protein folding chaperone; ATP binding. NCBI's taxonomy places the organism in Eukaryota, Metazoa, Arthropoda, Insecta, Diptera, Tephritidae. Gene Ontology annotation, biological process: endoplasmic reticulum unfolded protein response. The record is from RefSeq and is a predicted model, not a curated record. Gene Ontology annotation, cellular component: endoplasmic reticulum chaperone complex.